AGGUCUUCAGCGCCAAACCUGCCCCUGCUCUCCAAGCUCAGCCCGGGUGUCUUUAGGUAGUUGCGGAGCCGGCAGGGGUGAGGUCCCCAGCGGGAGGGCGAGAUUGGACGUGGGGCCGCGUGCUAGCCCCCCCAUGCGCGUGCACGCUCUUCCCAUUUGUCUCCGCGCACGUGCACGCCCCCUCUCAUCCGUCUCCCCGCGCGUGCACGCCCUUCCUCUCUGCCGUCUCCCCGCGCGGUCGGCCGUCAGAAAGGCACGCGCCUCGCCUUUAACGCGGGCCGAAGGCGCGCGGCCCGUAUGGCGUGCGAGCGGCGGCAGCUGCGGGCCUGGCCAGGCCUGGGCUGAGGCCGAGCCAGCCGCGGGGUUCCGCAGCCCUGGACGGCGCCCAUCAUGCGGCGGUUGCGGCGCCUGGUGCAUCUGGUGCUCCUCUGUCCCUUCUCCAAAGGCCUGCAGCAGGGCCGGCUCCCAGGCCUCAGGGUCAAGUAUGUCUUGCUGGUCUGGCUGGGCAUCUUCGUGGGCAGCUGGAUGGUCUAUGUACACUACUCAUCGUAUUCGGAGCUCUGCCGUGGGCACGUCUGCCAGGUGGUGAUCUGUGACCAGUACCGCAAGGGCAUCAUCUCCGGCUCUGCCUGCCAGGACCUGUGUGAGCUGCAGAAAGUGGAGUGGAGGACCUGCCUGUCUUCAUCGCCAGGCCAGCAGGUAUACAGUGGGCUCUGGCAGAACAAGGAGGUGACCAUCAAAUGUGGCAUUGAGGAAGCCCUGAACUCCAAGGCCUGGCCAGAUGCAGUUCCGCGGCGGGAGAUGGUGCUGUUUGACAAGCCCACCCGGGGUACCUCCAUCAAGGAGUUCCAAGAGAUGAUCCUCAGCUUCCUCAAGGCAAACCUAGGAGACCUGCCCUCCCUGCCAACGCUGGUUGACCAGAUCCUUCUCAUGGCGGACUUCAACAAGGAUAGCAGGGUAUCCCUGGCAGAGGCCAAGUCUGUCUGGGCCCUGCUGCAGCGGAAUGAGUUCCUGCUGCUGCUGUCCCUUCAGGAGAAGGAGCACGCUUCCCGGCUGCUGGGUUACUGCGGGGACCUCUACCUCACUGAGGGCGUCCCCCAGGGCUCCUGGCGUGGGGCAGUGCUGCUGCCUGCCUUGCGCCCGCUCCUGCCAUCUGUGCUGCACAGGGCUCUCCAGCAGUGGUUUGGACCUGCAUGGCCCUGGCGUGCCAAGAUUGCCAUUGGCCUGCUGGAGUUCGUAGAGGAGCUCUUCCAUGGUUCCUAUGGUACCUUUUACAUGUGCGAGACUACACUGGCCAAUGUGGGAUACACGGCCACCUAUGACUUCAAGAUGGCUGACCUGCAGCAGGUGGCACCGGAGGCUGCCGUGCGCCGCUUCCUUCAGGGCCGCCACUGUGAGCAGAGUUCUGACUGCAUCUAUGGGCGAGACUGUAGGGCUCCAUGUGACAGGCUCAUGAGGCAGUGCAAGGGUGACCUCAUCCAGCCCAACCUGGCCAAGGUAUGUGAACUGCUGAGGGAUUAUCUGCUGCCUGGUGCCCCUGCAGACCUCCGUGAGGAGCUGGGCAAACAGCUGCGCACAUGUACCACACUGAGUGGACUGGCCAGCCAGGUGGAAGCCCACCAUUCACUGGUACUCAGCCACCUCAAGACCUUGCUCUGGAGGGAGAUCUCCAACACCAACUACUCUUAAUGCUGCAGGCUCCAGCCAUUAUAGCUCAGCUGUGGGUGGAGCACCCACUUGGGACUGGUCACCCCUCUCCAAGUAAGUCUACCCCACCACUUCCCCAACUGAGCAGAUGGGUCAUUCAUUCCUCUGUACAUGUAAAUAAAUGGCUUUUAUGCAA
This is a messenger RNA of Onychomys torridus (southern grasshopper mouse), 1843 nucleotides long. It is a transcript of the gene Dipk1b, whose product is annotated as divergent protein kinase domain 1B. Bases 391 to 1689 code for a protein of 432 amino acids. The transcript has 5 exons. Lineage: Eukaryota; Metazoa; Chordata; Mammalia; Rodentia; Cricetidae. The record is from RefSeq and is a predicted model, not a curated record.